AUCUAAACUUUCUUCGCUCAUGGCUUCCAAUUUGCAAAACGAUUUUCUUCCUGCUGCUACUCCUGGACGUUUUGAUUUCUCAGCCCUGCUCAAUGAUCCAAAUAUCAGGAAACUGGCUGAACAGCUUCAGGAAACUUUGCAUGAAGCACCACAGGAUGAUCUCUCAAAUUCUCGUGAUCCGAAGUAUGCUUCAACCAUGCUACAGAUCGGAAAGAAUCUUGAUUUUAAAACCAUGGUCAGGCGCCUGAUUUGGGCUUUGAUGCAGGACCCAUCAAUGUCUUCCAUGGUGGAAAUUUAUACCGAUCCGUCACUUGAAGGCCAGCGUAAACGUAGAACGGCACACUUGAACAAAGAUCAAUGUUUGAAACUUAUUUUAGAUGAGAUAGAGAAUGGUGGUCCUGAAGUAAUGAUGAGAUACUGGAAUGAUGAGAAGGUUUUGAAGAUGUUUGGACUAGUCAUGGGCAUUCGUCCAUACUUUGGAGAUGCAGUUGCUUCUUUUGAAAAUUAUGUGCCAGAUGAGACAGGAGAUAUGGGAAAUGAAGAUUCUAAAAAUUCUGGGUCAGAUUUGACCGAAGAUAUGGAAAGUGAAGAUGAAGGGUAUGUGACAGAAGAAGAUAUGGAAAGUGAAGAUGAAGGGUAUGUGACAGAAGAAGAUAUGGAAAAUGAAGAUGAAUCAACUGUUCAUCAUACUGAAUCAACUGUUCAUCAUAUUGCUGUUGUUGACGGUGUUGAGUUGUGCUGUUGGAAAUUGGAGGAAAGGUGCCAGGAACCGAGUGUCUCCUCAAUCGUCAUCAAAUCUCGAAUGCAAAUAGGUAACUCGAAUCAUUACUUUUUAAUAUCAACCAAUUGUAUGGAUGUUUUUAUUCUAGAUUGUCUUACUUUGUUGUCUUUGUCUAAGUUUGUUCAAUGUUGUCCAAGUUGAAUUAUUAUUACACUG
Medicago truncatula (barrel medic) is the source of this 937-nucleotide messenger RNA. RefSeq names its product ankyrin repeat domain-containing protein 2A. The coding region runs from base 20 to 922 and encodes 300 amino acids. The record is from RefSeq and is a predicted model, not a curated record. The transcript is spliced from 6 exons. Lineage: Eukaryota; Viridiplantae; Streptophyta; Magnoliopsida; Fabales; Fabaceae.